CGCUUUGUGUGCAGCCCGACGAGGGGCGGCGGCGCAACCACCUGACAGAGGCCCGGGCGCUCGAUGCACCUUCCGCCCGCAUGAGGAGGAGAGGCCGGUAGAGGACUGUGAGAGAAAAGUUGUCCCCCAGGAUGGACUUCACCGCGCAGCCCAAGCCUGCCACUGCCCUCUGUGGCGUCGUGAGUGCCGAUGGGAAGAUCGCCUACCCUCCGGGGGUGAAGGAGAUCACCGACAAGAUCACCACCGACGAAAUGAUCAAGCGGCUGAAGAUGGUAGUAAAAACUUUUAUGGAUAUGGAUCAGGACUCAGAAGACGAAAAACAGCAGUAUCUCCCACUAGCCUUGCAUCUUGCAUCUGAAUUUUUCCUCAGGAACCCCAAUAAAGAUGUGCGUCUCCUUGUAGCAUGUUGUUUGGCUGACAUCUUUCGAAUCUAUGCCCCAGAAGCCCCAUAUACUUCCCACGAUAAACUUAAGGACAUAUUUUUGUUUAUCACCAGACAGUUAAAAGGUUUGGAGGAUACAAAGAGUCCACAGUUUAAUAGAUACUUUUAUUUAUUAGAGAAUUUAGCUUGGGUUAAAUCAUAUAACAUCUGCUUUGAAUUGGAAGAUUGCAAUGAAAUUUUUAUUCAACUUUUUAGGACUCUCUUCUCAGUAAUCAACAAUAGCCACAAUAAGAAAGUACAAAUGCAUAUGCUGGAUUUGAUGAGUUCUAUCAUCAUGGAAGGUGAUGGAGUUACUCAAGAAUUAUUGGACUCCAUUCUUAUUAACCUCAUUCCUGCACAUAAGAACUUAAAUAAACAGUCCUUCGACCUUGCAAAAGUUCUCUUGAAAAGAACAGUCCAGACUAUUGAGGCAUGCAUUGCCAAUUUUUUCAAUCAAGUCCUGGUGCUGGGAAGAUCAUCAGUAAGUGAUUUGUCAGAACAUGUGUUUGAUCUGAUUCAGGAACUUUUUGCUAUAGAUCCUCAUUUAUUGUUAUCUGUCAUGCCCCAGCUUGAAUUCAAACUGAAGAGCAAUGACGGGGAAGAGCGAUUAGCUGUUGUUCGGCUUCUAGCUAAAUUGUUUGGCUCUAAAGAUUCUGAUUUGGCAACGCAGAAUCGUCCUCUUUGGCAGUGUUUUCUUGGACGAUUUAAUGACAUUCAUGUUCCUGUAAGAUUAGAAAGUGUGAAAUUUGCCAGCCACUGUUUAAUGAAUCACCCGGAUUUAGCAAAGGAUCUCACAGAAUAUUUGAAGGUUAGAUCACAUGAUCCAGAAGAAGCUAUUCGUCACGAUGUCAUUGUUACUAUAAUAACAGCUGCCAAAAGAGACCUUGCCUUAGUAAAUGAUCAAUUGCUUGGCUUUGUAAGAGAAAGAACACUGGAUAAACGGUGGCGAGUAAGAAAAGAAGCUAUGAUGGGUCUGGCUCAGCUUUAUAAGAAAUACUGUCUACAUGGUGAAGCAGGAAAGGAAGCUGCAGAAAAAGUCAGCUGGAUAAAGGACAAACUUUUGCAUAUUUAUUAUCAGAACAGCAUCGAUGACAAACUGUUGGUAGAAAAAAUCUUUGCUCAGUACCUUGUCCCCCAUAACCUGGAAACAGAAGAGAGAAUGAAAUGCUUAUAUUAUUUAUAUGCUAGUUUGGAUCCAAAUGCUGUAAAAGCUCUCAAUGAAAUGUGGAAGUGUCAGAACAUGCUUCGGAGUCAUGUACGUGAACUGUUAGAUUUGCACAAGCAGCCUACAUCAGAAGCUAAUUGUUCUGCUAUGUUUGGAAAACUGAUGACCAUAGCAAAGAAUUUGCCCGACCCUGGCAAAGCACAAGAUUUUGUGAAGAAAUUUAACCAGGUUCUUGGUGAUGAUGAGAAACUGAGGUCUCAGUUGGAGUUAUUAAUCAGCCCAACCUGUUCAUGCAAACAGGCAGACGUUUGUGUGAGAGAAAUAGCUCGGAAACUUGCAAAUCCUAAGCAGCCAACAAAUCCUUUUCUAGAGAUGGUCAAAUUUCUGUUGGAAAGAAUUGCACCUGUGCACAUUGAUUCAGAAGCCAUAAGUGCACUUGUAAAAUUGAUGAAUAAAUCCAUAGAGGGGACAGCAGAUGAUGAAGAGGAGGGUGUAAGUCCCGAUACUGCUAUUCGUUCAGGACUUGAACUUCUUAAGGUUCUGUCUUUCACACAUCCUACCUCGUUCCACUCUGCAGAGACAUAUGAGUCCUUGUUACAGUGCCUGAGAAUGGAGGAUGAUAAGGUAGCAGAAGCUGCUAUACAAAUUUUUAGAAAUACAGGCCACAAAAUAGAAACAGAUCUUCCCCAGAUACGAUCGACCUUAAUACCCAUCUUACAUCAAAAAGCAAAGAGGGGUACUCCACACCAAGCAAAACAGGCUGUGCACUGUAUACAUGCCAUAUUCACAAAUAAAGAAGUCCAGCUUGCGCAGAUUUUUGAGCCACUCAGUAGGAGUCUGAAUGCUGAUGUACCAGAACAACUUAUAACUCCAUUAGUUUCCUUGGGCCACAUUUCUAUGUUAGCACCAGAUCAGUUUGCUUCCCCAAUGAAAUCCGUAGUAGCAAAUUUUAUUGUGAAAGAUCUGCUAAUGAAUGACAGGUCAACAGGUGAGAAGAAUGGUAAAUUAUGGUCUCCAGAUGAAGAGGUUUCCCCUGAAGUACUAGCAAAGGUACAGGCAAUUAAACUUCUAGUAAGGUGGCUGUUGGGUAUGAAAAACAACCAGUCUAAAUCUGCCAAUUCAACUCUUCGGUUAUUAUCAGCAAUGUUGGUUAGUGAGGGUGAUCUGACAGAGCAAAAGAGGAUCAGUAAAUCUGAUAUGUCUCGCUUGCGAUUAGCUGCUGGUAGUGCCAUAAUGAAGCUUGCUCAGGAACCUUGUUACCAUGAAAUUAUUACCCCAGAACAGUUUCAGCUCUGUGCACUUGUUAUUAAUGAUGAAUGUUACCAAGUAAGGCAGAUUUUUGCUCAGAAGCUACAUAAGGCACUUGUGAAGUUACUGCUCCCGUUGGAGUAUAUGGCGAUCUUUGCCUUGUGUGCCAAAGAUCCUGUGAAGGAGAGACGAGCACAUGCACGACAGUGUUUGCUAAAAAAUAUCAGCAUACGCAGGGAGUACAUUAAACAGAACCCUAUGGCUACUGAGAAAUUAUUAUCACUGUUGCCUGAGUAUGUAGUUCCAUACAUGAUUCACCUGCUAGCCCACGAUCCAGAUUUUACAAGAUCACAAGAUGUUGAUCAGCUUCGUGAUAUCAAAGAGUGCCUAUGGUUCAUGCUUGAAGUUUUAAUGACAAAGAAUGAAAACAAUAGCCAUGCCUUUAUGAAGAAGAUGGCAGAGAAUAUCAAGUUAACCAGAGAUGCCCAGUCUCCAGAUGAAUCCAAGACAAAUGAAAAACUUUAUACAGUAUGUGAUGUGGCUCUGUGUGUUAUAAAUAGUAAAAGUGCUUUGUGCAAUGCAGAUUCACCAAAGGACCCAGUCCUCCCAAUGAAAUUUUUUACACAGCCUGAAAAGGAUUUCUGUAAUGACAAGAGUUAUAUUUCAGAAGAGACAAGAGUACUUCUAUUAACAGGAAAGCCAAAGCCUACUGGAGUACUAGGUGCGGUAAACAAGCCUUUAUCAGCAACGGGAAGGAAACCCUAUGUUAGAAGCACUGGCACUGAAACUGGAAGCAAUAUUAAUGUAAAUUCAGAGCUGAAUGCUGCAACCGGAAAUCGAUCAAGGGAGCAGAGUUCAGAGUCAGGAGAAACUGGAGUUAGUGAAAAUGAGGAGAACCCUGUGAGAAUUAUCUCUGUUACUCCUGUAAAGAAUAUUGACCCGGUAAAGAAUAAGGAAAUUAAUUCCGAUCAGGCUACCCAGGGUAACAUCAGCAGUGACCGGGGAAAGAAAAGAGCGGUACCAGCAGCCGGUGCUGAGAACAUCCAGCAAAAACCAGAUGAGAAAGAAGAUGAAUCAGGGCCACCUGCCCCGGCCAAACCCAGGAGAGGACGUCGACCCAAGUCUGAAUCUCAGGGCAACGCAACCAAAAAUGAUGAUGUAAAUAAACCUGCUAGCAAAGGAAGGAAGAGAGCGGCAGUCAGUCAGGAGAGCCCUGGGGGCUUGGAAGCAGGUAAUGCCAAAGCACCCAAACUGCAAGAUGUAGCCAAAAAGGCAGUACCAGCAGAGAGACAAAUUGACUUACAAAGACCUUUGCCCUGAACAAUAUAUUCAUCCUCUGCUUCCUUUUCUUCAUUAACAGUAAGGUAAAAAGAAAACUCAUAUGCAAAGGGAGAAAAUGAAGGCCAAACUGAAGCAUGCCCCAGCUUCUGCAAAAACUUGGAUUCUACAUGUCUGAAUAGAGAAUGAAGUUCACUUAAUACACACUUUCUGCCUUGAAAACUGAAGGAAACUAUGACUUCCUUUUCACAUGACCACAAAUCUUUUGAUGGAAAUGUACAGCAGAAACUCUUGAAAGAGAGGCUAAAAGCAACUCUAUUCUUCCCUGUCCCCUGGACUUUUCUUAUGAAAAGUCAAUAAUUAAGCAAAUUGCUUAACAUUUGGUUCCAGUUCCUGCAUAUCUGGAGUUUAAACGCAUAAUGCACCAUUAAUUUCCAUGCUGCAGUUUUUAUUUUAAAGAAAGUAACAAGAUAUCCUUACACUGACACUGAAAAUUCAUCCAUUUUAGAGCCAGGAAUUCCCAUGUUACACAAGAAAAAAAAAGAAGUCUACUGAAUUAAUUUUUUAGAAGAAGAGAGAUCAGAUGAAAUAUUUGUUUGUUUUUCCUUUUGGAAACUUUAUGUAUAAUUCUUUCUGCCUGCCUACUUUUCUGCAAAAAUGAGAUGUACAGAUUUCAGUUCCCUGCUAUGAAAAGUGAUGUGGUGGCAAUUUUAUAAAUGUUGCUUUCUGAUUUUUAUCAGAGUGAGAAAAUAAUUAAAAUUGUUAUUGAUUUGCAAGUAGUAAACACUUCAUAUUUUGAUUUCUCCUCCAAUUUAGGUUAAUAUAAUUUUCAAUAAGUGUACAUAUUUGUUUGUUUCCUGAAGCGUAUCACUUUAAAACAGUUUUUACUCCUGUGGUUAUGUUGGAAUACUUGGAAUUUUUAAGGAGUAAAGACUGCCCAGCAUUUGGUUUUAUAAUGUUUGUCACCAGAUUUUUAUUACUGAUAUUAAAAAAAGUCAAUUUUUUAAAUAGUUGGACUUUGGCAGCUUUGUAAAGGGAAGUUGGAGGUGUUCAGGCUCCCUGUCAAUUUUCAGCAUUGUGUUAUUGGGAUAUAAGUGUUUUGUUUUUGGUUUUUGUCUGCUGGUCUGGGCUCAGUUUUAAUGUUUUUUAUUUUAGAAGACAACUGUUGCAUCAGUAUAUUAUGUUUCUCGGCAUUGUUCAGCAUAGGUAAUGUGUACAUUUUGGUGUACACAAUCAUAUUUAAGUUUUUUUGCAUAAAAUAAAUGCUUCUAGAUGUCAUAUGGCAGUCUUUUAAUCUUUUUAUCAUAUUUUCUUGUCAAGUUUUUCAUGUGAAAGGGCUAAAGUCAUAAACAUGAUUACAGUCAACUCUCAAUUAUCUAUAUAAAACAGUGACUGCCUCAGGUUUUAAUUUUGUGAUAAUCAUGAACUCAAAGAACAUAAUCAAGGCACUCUGCAAGGUCUGCUGCCAGAGGAGCUUAAAAUGUGUCCCUCCUCAUACUCAGAAUGACAUCUGUUCCCAGAGUGUAUGGGGCUCAUCUCCAGGCCCCAGCAGAGUUUGCUCACUUCUCCAUUCUGGUUGAUCUUGAUUGGCUGUAGUUUACAUAGGAUGUACAAUAAGGAGAUCAGUCUGAAAAAGGAGAUUAUUUAUGUUAGGGUGAAAUUUGCUGAUAGUAAAUGUCACUUAGGUUCUCAUAGAUAAUCAAGAGUUGGCUGUAUAUUGACUCUGAGAGAUGGAUAAUUCUUUUAAAUAUGCAUAUAAAUAUAUAUACACACACAAGUAUCAGAAAAUGGUUAGUCAAAAAUGGAUGCCAAUGAUAGAAAACAAUAUCUUUUAAAAGUACAGAAAACUUCCUGUUUGCCUUUUCAUGACCCUUUAGAAAGAAGAUGUAAAAUAUUGCCUCCAACUUGCUGACAAGAGUAUCUAUGCACAAAUAUCAGAGAAGUCCCUCAGGCAGUUAGUGGGCAGGUUCUAUUUUGAAAGAGUUUAAAGUUCUCUUAGCAUCAGACAAGUUGAUCUUAAGGCCCCUAAUUUAUCAACAACCAAAUGUGCUUUUUCAGAGACUUUCUCUCUCUCUCCUUUUAACAAAUUGCCCAAUGGUGGUUAGGUGUUAAAUCAUGUUAAAUGAAAUUCAGUGGAAGCAUUUGCAUCAGCUUAUGACUGUUUAGAAUUUUGCAGGAGAGGAGUUAGCUAAAACUAAAAGUGGCCCACUCCUGACUUUAUAAAAUGAUGCAAGUGUCUGGCACUAAGGGAAGGACAGUAGAAUGGUAAAAAGAUUAAACCGAUGGGGAGGGACUUGUUUUUGGGAAAUUUGUCAGUUUUCCCUCAAAAAGGAAAACAUAAAAUCUCUUAGGAAUUUGGUAUUCACAUCUCAGAGAAAUACAACACAAAAGUGCAGACUUAAUAUUUGAAAAUUAAUGUUAACCCUUUGUGUCUAGUUUGAAGCUUCUUGUAUUUGUCUAAAACUACAAGCCAGAAUUUUGUAUCUCCUUUGAUAAAAAGUGUGUAUAAUGUAAAGUAGUUUUGCAUAUUCUUGUGCUGCACAUGGGCUGAAUUUUUAGAAUUUUUUUAAAGACUUGAAGCAGAACCUUGUAAUUUGUGUAAAUGACAAGUGUAAAAUCCUACCAUAAAAUGCUAAAAAUAUGCACUGUUUCGAAUAAAAUCAAGAAAUGCAGCAU
Lepus europaeus (European hare) is the source of this 6788-nucleotide messenger RNA. RefSeq names its product PDS5 cohesin associated factor A (gene PDS5A). Lineage: Eukaryota; Metazoa; Chordata; Mammalia; Lagomorpha; Leporidae. Gene Ontology annotation, biological process: mitotic sister chromatid cohesion; DNA repair. The transcript has 34 exons. The coding region runs from base 132 to 4154 and encodes 1340 amino acids. The record is from RefSeq and is a predicted model, not a curated record. Gene Ontology annotation, cellular component: chromatin; nucleus.